GUGAUACUCUGGAUACAGCAACAAUCACAACAGUGUUCCGUUGGUUUACAAAGUAGAAUAAGUGCAAAUUGGUUUCUGAUAGAAGCAUUCUUUGGAUAAAGUGAAAACAAAACUCCCGCAAAGAUCCUCCAUCGAGGCCCUGAUAUUCGUAUAGCUUGGCGUAUUCGCGGCAGUCAAAAUGGGGACGGGGGUCAGCUCCUACACUCCCCCACCUACGCCUCUAAGGACCUCUUUCCGGCAGGGACGCGCCACAGAUGACGAGGUGGACCUCAUUUUCGAAGGUACAAAUGUGACGCGCACGGACAACCACGUUGGUCCGGUGAUCAUCAAGAACUGCAUGGAGGAGUACCAGCACGUGCCAGACUUCAACGAGCCGCUCGUGUAUGGUAGCGUUGGUGACAAACAACCCAAACAUCUCCUCAUACAGGGGGAGUAUGUGUUGGUGCGGGACCACUGCCUACCGGAAGGGGAGUCAUCGCGGCAGCUGUCGCUCAUGCAGGCCAAGAGCUGGGCGCCCGUCUACUGGAGCGGCCAGCCGACCGCCCGAGAGUUAGCCUCCAUUAUCAAGGCGUUAGAAAACGAGUCAUAUCCGGAAAUUUUAAUGUUCAACAUGCGAGAAGAGCCCGUGUUGUUUGUAAACAUAGCAGACGACUUUAUCCCGUACACGAUCAAGUCCCGCAAGAACCUGCGAGACUGUGUUGUCACGGGAAAACUCGUCAAGGAGGCAGACCUGUACGAAGCAAGCAUUCGGAAAAGGGUUAUCGACAUGGCGAUAAGGAACGAUGAUAAUUCAUUUUCCUUCUACAACGACAUUGAGGGUAUGGUCGGAGAGCCGCACGUGUAUCCUGUUCAAUUCGAGGACAACUUGCUUGUGGCAGAGGAAGUGUACUCCAGACUCGCAUUCUCCAACCCCAAACUUAGAUACCGCCGCCUGUGUUUUCCGCUGCACUCCGCACCUUCAGACCUGGAGGUGGACCACUUCAUAUCUAUAGCACAGGAUUCCCCACUGAUGUCAGCAGAUGGGAGCCAGCCGGCCAUGUUGUUUAUAUGCCAGACCGGAAGUGGGCGGUCCAACGUGGGCGCAGUAAUGGGUUAUCUCCUGCUCACUCACAAAGAAUGUGACGCCAAGCAAAGACGCCCGAGUUCGGCAGCGUGUCGUCUCAACCGGAUGGACAGCGAACAGCUACAGGAGCAGGGCUUCUUCUGCGCCAUUAACCGCCUCGUGGCCGCCCUCAGCGAGGGACUUAACGCUAAACACCAGGUUGACAUGGCGAUAGACAACUGCUGUACGACCCACAACCUGCGCACAGAAAUCUACAAUGCAAAGAAAACACUCCGCGAUAUGCAAGCCGACCACGCCACAAGGCCAGCUGACAUUGCGAGUCAGUAUGGGCGGUGCAGGGACUACCUGGCUCGCUACUUCUUUCUCAUCUGCUUCUACUCGUACGUCUCAGAUGAGUACGAGAACCAGUUCAAGGUUGGCUUCACAAAGUGGAUGAAUCGGCACCCGGAGCUGAACCACAUCCGCUGUACUAUGUGUCUGCCCGUCUACAACACAUCCAUAUCCCUGCUCAAACAAGCCAAACACUGUCUGGUGUCGGACAACUAUGUUGGGCUUGACCUGCUGGGAUCCCAGCUUGAUGUCCGCGUCGCCAACUUUCGUAAGAUCAACAUCAAGGCAAUCCCCGUGUACGGCAUGGCUCAACCUACCAGCGAUGGUUUGUCCAAAGUUGUCAACCAUUUGCUUAACCUGAAAGUACGUCACACUCACGUGGUUGUUGUUAACCUUCGAAAUGACGUCAUGGUAGAACUUGAUGACGCCACAUACAGUGUAAGAGAUUCUGGGAAGGUGGACGAACCCAUUAUAUUUCCCGGGUAUAGCAAAACAGAUUUAGAGGAUAAAGAAGAAGAAUUAAAAAGAACGAUUCGAAAGCACAAAACAUUCCAAUUGUACAACGAGUUGUCAGACCCGCCCCUACAGCGGGAGGUGUACAGCGCCUACACGAUCCUGGAUCUGGCGGAAAAUCAGCGACUCCAGACGCUUGACAUGACCUACCAGCGCGUGCCUCUUUUGUGCGAGGAGUCACCUACAGAAACGGACAUCGACUGCCUGAUGUCCGUGGUGUGUAGUCACUGCCGCCUGGAGAAGCUGCAAAACCACACGGAUACGGCGUUCGUCUUCUUCUGCCGCACCGGAAAGAGCCGCUCAACGUUCGCAAUGGCCGUCGCCGGCCUAAUCAUGUGUCACAUGAAGGGUUUUCCAAAAGGGUCCCUCAAGGGAGAACAAGAAAGAAUAAGCUUACCAAAUGCUCAAUACACAAAAGGAGAAUUUAUAAUCGUGCAGAAGCUUGUGCGGAUGCUGCCUAACGGUCACCAGGUGAAGCGAGAAGUGGACUUCAUCCUCGAUGAGAUCUUCAACACAAUGACGCCGACCAUGUUUCACAUGCGAGAAAUCAUAUUCGUCACCUAUAAUAAGUCGCGGAAGGUUGGCAGGGAUGCAGAGUUACGUGAGACCCUGCUGUGUCAGUCGAUCCUAUACUUGGAGCGGUACGUCCAUCUGAUACUGUUUAACGCGUACCUGUACCACGAUCGCCAGGCGGGAUGGAAGAGGCCGUUCUCCACAUGGAUGAAAGAGGUGGGGGCCAGAGCAGGAGUGUAUGACGUGUUGGACAAUCUUGGAUUUUACGACUUCGAUGUGACGUUGACAGCCUACCGUAAGAUGUCGGUCCGCUGGCGAUACCCUGUGCCAAACGUGACAUGGCAGGGAGAGUUCCGCUAAUCGACCCGGUGUUUUCCCAGAUAUACGAGUGUAUGUCCGAUCGUCUGACGUAAUGUUUUCAACAUCAAAGGAGCAAAAGAGUUCCACGCGAGAACAGUCAUUUGUUUAUUCUGAAACAUUAAAUCGCAUAUGUAUAUUAUGUUUACCAUCAAAUCGUGUCUUGCUAUUUCCAGAACUAAUAUUGAUUUCUAAUUUGCCAUUUUGACAAAUGAAAGGACAUACUGGAGUGGCAUAUCGUCACGUUUGUUUCUAAGAAAUUUGUAUUUUCUUUUUGAAAGUUAUAAUUAUGUCUUAUUUUGUAUUUUGUUCAGAGUUUCGGAUGUAUUGU
This is a messenger RNA of Mya arenaria, 3107 nucleotides long. RefSeq names its product paladin-like. The record is from RefSeq and is a predicted model, not a curated record. Bases 179 to 2779 code for a protein of 866 amino acids. Lineage: Eukaryota; Metazoa; Mollusca; Bivalvia; Myida; Myidae. The transcript has 21 exons.